Molecule: messenger RNA, 1400 nt
Organism: Liolophura sinensis
Lineage: Eukaryota; Metazoa; Mollusca; Polyplacophora; Chitonida; Chitonidae
Product: 26S proteasome regulatory subunit 4
Exons: 12
Coding region: 29-1354 (441 amino acids)
Molecular function (GO): ATP binding; ATP hydrolysis activity
Source: RefSeq, a predicted model, not a curated record
CUUCGACGAAUCGUGAGACAGCAGAAAUAUGGGCCAACAACAGUCAGGUGGCAGUGGAGGCCAAGGUGGAGACAAAAAAGAUGACAAGGAAAAGAAAAGAAAGUAUGAACCACCUGUUCCAACUAGGGUAGGGAAGAAAAAGAAGAAGGUUAAAGGACCAGAAGCUGCUAACAAGCUGCCGCAAGUCACUCCACACACCAGAUGCAGAUUAAAACUCCUCAAACUUGAACGCAUUAAGGAUUAUUUGUUACUGGAGGCUGAAUUCAUAAAGAACCAGGAAAGGUUGAAGCCACAAGAGGAAAAGCAAGAGGAAGAGCGAACUAAGGUGGAUGAGUUACGAGGAUCUCCAAUGUCUGUAGGCAACCUGGAAGAGAUCAUUGAUGACAACCAUGCCAUUGUGUCUACGUCUGUGGGAAGUGAGCAUUACGUCAGCAUACUCUCCUUUGUAGACAAGGAUUCUCUGGAGCCAGGCUGCUCUGUCCUUCUCAAUCACAAGGUACAUGCAGUGGUGGGUAUGCUGUCUGAUGACACAGACCCUAUGGUUACUGUGAUGAAGCUUGACAAAGCUCCUCAGGAGACAUAUGCUGAUAUUGGAGGGCUUGAUACUCAGAUACAAGAGAUCAAGGAAUCUGUGGAGUUACCUUUAACCCACCCAGAGUACUAUGAGGAGAUGGGUAUCAAACCUCCUAAGGGUGUUAUUUUGUAUGGCCCCCCAGGUACAGGGAAGACAUUGUUGGCUAAGGCUGUGGCAAAUCAGACGUCAGCCACCUUUCUGAGAGUGGUAGGGUCGGAGCUCAUACAGAAAUAUCUGGGUGAUGGGCCGAAACUUGUUCGAGAAUUGUUCAGAGUGGCAGAGGAACAUGCUCCUUCAAUAGUAUUUAUAGAUGAAAUUGAUGCUGUGGGAACAAAAAGAUAUGAGUCAAACUCUGGUGGGGAGAGAGAAAUCCAGAGAACUAUGUUGGAGCUUCUCAAUCAGCUGGAUGGGUUUGAUUCCAGAGGGGAUGUGAAGGUUGUAAUGGCUACCAACAGGAUAGAGACCUUGGAUCCCGCUCUUAUUCGACCUGGCAGAAUUGACAGGAAAAUUGAAUUUCCCUUGCCGGAUGAGAAGACAAAGCGUCGUAUCUUCACCAUCCACACAAGUCGCAUGACCUUGGCAGAUGAUGUUAAUAUCGACGAUUAUGUAAUGGCGAAGGAUGACUUGUCUGGAGCAGAUAUCAAGGCUAUCUGUACCGAGGCAGGCUUACUGGCAUUGAGAGAGAGAAGGAUGAAAGUAACUAAUGAAGACUUCAGGAAGGCUAAGGAGAAUGUUUUGUAUAGGAAGAAUGAAGGGACCCCAGAAGGACUGUAUCUGUAAACUUAUUGUAAUGUCAGCAUUUUAAUCCUGUGUGAAGAUAUGAAAG